UAUUUAAAAUCCAUUUAUAAUAUCAUCGACACACAUUAUCAAAUACAUUAUCUUUUUUUUCUAUUUUGCGUUUUGGCAAAGUUUCCCCCGUCCAUUUAAGUGUGUUUGUUCACGGAUGUGAACUUUCAAUUUAUCGAAAGGAAACUUUAAUUAAUCUAGAAAAUCCAAUAAAGGUCUCAGGUUUAAUUUUUUUUUUCUUACACCACCUUGAAAAGAUCCCUCUACGCAAAAAUGUUGACUAGGAAUUCCAACAAAAAGCUCUUAGCGCUGAGAAAGAAAAAUAAAUUGACUAAACAUUGAACAUAGGACACAUCUCCUAAAUUAAUUAUUGCAUUUUCGGCGAUAAGAGUUCUAACAUGUCGGAAACAAGGACACAGUGUUUACACCCAAUAUCUGACAUCCAUUAAAAUUUUCUUGAUUCUAAUCCAUAAAAAAGAUCAUUUAGCACAGCCGUCAUUUUCCAAGGAAAGUGGGAUUCUCUCUUUAAAGUCACGCCUAAGGAUAUCUUUAAGGAUUUUUAACCUUGACGUUGAUCGUUGCAAGUGAAAAUCUGUUGGUUCCCAGGAAGUGUAGAAUUUGUUUUUGAAUCAAUUACGAAUGACCUGUGCAUUGUUUGUGAAGUGCAAAGUGUGUGUUGGCCUACUGGUACUGUGAGUGAACCAGAAAAAGACAAAAGUUUUACAUUCUCCUCAAAAUACAAGCAAAAAAGAAACGCUAUGGAACAGAGCACAGUUGGUAGCACUGCGACUACUACAAGACCCCCUAGCACCUCGUCCAGCGCACUGCCUGCCAUCACCAUCAUAAGUGUGACUAUCCUAGUCCCCACUCUCGUCAUCUCCGUCCUUGGCAACGUGCUUGUCUGCAUCGCCUGCGUGGCCUCCAAGCGUCUCCAUAGCUACACCAGCGUCUUCAUCGUCUCCCUAGCAACGAGUGACAUCCUAGUGGGCGUGGUAUCCGUGCCUGUCUGGAUAAGCGUGCAGUUAAAUGGCGAGCCGAGUAUGGUUACCAUGCCAACGAUGUAUAUGAUGUGGCUUUGCCUGGAUAUAAUCAACGGAACGGCAUCUAUAAUGAACUUAGUUUUUAUCAGUAUCGAUAGAUUUCUGGCGGUAUGUCACCCUUACCUUUACCAUAACCUCAUGUCACGUGCCAAGGUUGCCAUGACAAUAGUAUUCAUUUGGGCGUAUGCAGUCCUUAUAGCAGGGCUUUACCCGACGUACUGGCGUGGCUACGCGAUAUUCGUAUUUGUAUUGGCAUUCCUCGUCCCGUUGCUCAUUAUGAUCAUCGCUUAUUCCAUGAUCUUCAAAGUGGCAAUCGCGCAUGCGCGCUCCAUUCGUGCCCAGUCUCUGUCCUUUAACACCACAGCAAACCCGCGUGCCACGAAUAUCAUCCAGGACCUGAAGGCAGCCCGCACUCUUAGUAUCGUCAUCGGCACGUUCGUGCUGUGCUGGUGCCCUUUCUUCAUUCUCAACAUCAUCACCGUCUACUGCAAGUCUUGUCCCAUAUGGUUCUCAGUCGUGAUUGCCGUCAAGAUCCUCCAUUACGGCAGCAGCGCCGUUAAUCCCAUCAUAUACAGCUGUAUGAAUAGGAGUUUCCGGGCUGCCUUCAAAGCAAUUCUAACAAGAGGUGUCUUCCGUGGUAACAGGGUAGGGAGCCUCGACGCGGGGAGCACCAUAACGAGGUCGUUGCAGGUAUCACACAGGUAUCCCAUACAGAAGGAACGGUCAUAUAUUAAAUGAGUAGUUGGGGUACCUGUGGUAAGAUGAUAAACUACAGGAAGACUGGAGGCUGGAGGUCUUUGCGCAUAGGUAUCCCUAUACGAUCAUGUGAUUGACUAACAUGCUGCUUCUUAUUUCCCGACAGAGAGGUUGUAUGGGGCUCCUGUUUUUAGCUUUGAGCUUUGUGCUGCCUUUAUAAUAACUAAAUAACUAAAAAAAGAAAAGUUGUUAUUAUUCAUGUCACGCCUAUAACAAUUCCAACUUACCAUCAAGCUUAAGGCCUGGGAUUCCUGUGGUGCACGGGAGGCUGGGGAGAGCCAGAGCAAAGGGGACCAUACCUUUCCCAUCCCCGCAGGGUAUUAAGCAAACACUAGAAGUACUUGUGAAAAAGACGUUUUUUUAAGAUUGACACUUUCAAGGCGUAUUAUUAUUUUAAACCACCUACGUAUGAGAGUUCUUUAAAGUAUUUAACAACCGCUUUUAUUAGUUUUAGUUAGAACACAGAGAUGAUAGCAAAACAGAUCAUUACACUCUAUUGGAAAGAAAAAUUUAUUUUUUGGAAAAAGCAAAAAAAAAUGUUUAAAAUAUGUUUAUGUUAGAAUGGAACUGAUCUAGACUGCACUCUUGGUGCGGAUAAAAUAUUAUAAAACGUGAUAAGUCACUAUAAUUUGAAUUUGUCAUAAAAUUUGAUUCUUUUAAAGACAGAAAAUCCCUUCUCAAACCAUUGCAUACAUUUUUUCAGGUGAUUGAAAACAGUACAUAACACGGCAGAAGCUUUUGUUGAAGUUUCGAUGGUCUAUAAAUGACAUCAACCUUCAUCUCUAUAACCGCUAAAAAACGGCAGGACGCAAUGUGAUCUACCCUGGCAGACUCGAGUCGAAAUUUGGCGGAAUUUUCGUUAAUCUUGUACUUAGAUUACAGAUGCACGGCUAUUCAAAUCAAAACUAUUUUGGUGAAAACAACUGAAGCAGCAACUUGCAGUGCUACAUGGGUGAAAAGAGUUAUACGAUAAAUGUAUCCAGCGUUACAUGUAAAAAUUGAUUGCUUGAUAAAGAAGGUAUUAUACAUUU
This is a messenger RNA of Nematostella vectensis (starlet sea anemone), 2785 nucleotides long. Its product is annotated as dopamine receptor 2. Gene Ontology annotation, biological process: G protein-coupled receptor signaling pathway, coupled to cyclic nucleotide second messenger; chemical synaptic transmission. The coding region runs from base 717 to 1736 and encodes 339 amino acids. Lineage: Eukaryota; Metazoa; Cnidaria; Anthozoa; Actiniaria; Edwardsiidae. Gene Ontology annotation, cellular component: membrane; dendrite. The transcript has 2 exons. The record is from RefSeq and is a predicted model, not a curated record. Gene Ontology annotation, molecular function: neurotransmitter receptor activity; G protein-coupled serotonin receptor activity.